AUGACCCCGAUCACCAUGAAAACUGUUGCCGAACAGAUUGUCAAACUGUUUUCUAAAGAACAAGAAUCGGUGUAUUACAAAAAAAACGCAACUGGGAAAUUAUAUGAUAGAUACUUUAACAGCUUGCAUAAGCGAAAAGCUCAGUUGAAAAAUGAAGCUCCAUCAAAAAUUUUCAAAGUUGCCGUUGUAAAUGAUGAGCGCCACGCUAAACUUAAUGAAAUAAAACAGUGGUUACAGCACAAUAUUCCUGAAGAUAUAUGCGUGUCGUGGAAAGAAACUUCAGAAGAUAGAAUUAAAGAACUUGCUAAAUUUGGUAUUCAAGAUAUUUUUAAGGAAUGGCCACGAUAUUUCGAUUCCAAUGGGUACCAGUUGAUUGAUAUUGAUUUUGACACUAUGUUUCCCGGAAAAUCAGAUCUAAUGUUUAACAAAAUUGAAAGCGUUGAGGAAGCAAUAACGAAAGAGCUUUUCCCUUCAUUAAUAAAAGAUAAACUGAACCUGACGUAUUACGAUGCCAUGCUUGGAGCACCUGAUGCAAAUUGCAGGCAUUAUUAUCUUAUAAACUUACUACAUGCAGUAAUAACACCGCCGAGAGUAAAUAAAAACAUAAAGCCCUCCAUUACAGAUGCACAAAUGGAUAUGAUGGUGCAUCUUAUAAAUAUUAAUAACUUCCAGCAAAAACUUGACGAGCUAAAUGAAAGCGCUCACAACGAGGGAUUAACGCUGCAACCUAGAGUUUUUGUUGUUGGUGAGAGUCCUCAAAACUUGAAGGAAUUCUAUGUCUGUGUUGACAACAUUAAAUAUAAAGUAGGUAGCUUAAUUAGGGCUAUAGAAGAAUGUCUUUUGUAUUCAACAUUGAAUAUUCCGUAA
Molecule: messenger RNA, 867 nt
Organism: Bactrocera dorsalis (oriental fruit fly)
Lineage: Eukaryota; Metazoa; Arthropoda; Insecta; Diptera; Tephritidae
Exons: 2
Coding region: 1-867 (288 amino acids)
Source: RefSeq, a predicted model, not a curated record